Messenger RNA from Daphnia magna, 2417 nucleotides. RefSeq names its product PH-interacting protein-like. Gene Ontology annotation, molecular function: protein binding. Lineage: Eukaryota; Metazoa; Arthropoda; Branchiopoda; Diplostraca; Daphniidae. Gene Ontology annotation, cellular component: nucleus. The record is from RefSeq and is a predicted model, not a curated record. Gene Ontology annotation, biological process: regulation of transcription by RNA polymerase II; regulation of cell shape; cytoskeleton organization. The transcript has 8 exons.
UAUUGAAUUGACUCCCGGAUUCUGAAAAUUCUCCAUCAUUUGAAACCGACGAAGACCUCCUCACUUUUGACGGAAGUCCAAUCUCAAUGUUCACCGACGUUACUGUACCGUUAGUUGACUGCGUUAAAAAUAAUUCGUCAUUUGGACUUCAGCUUGACAAGGUUCAACUCAUGGCAAAUGAAGAUUCUAUUGGAUCUAUUCCUAAGAAAAGGCGAAUCGACGAAAAUCUGAAGAAUGACUUACGAAUCUUGAACAAAUCUGAAAUUAAUAGUACCUCAAAUACUCUUUCAGGAAUCCGUCGUAUCUCAAAACAAGCGGAUAGCGAGUCAGAGAAAGAUACGUUACAAUCUCAUGACAAUUUCCUAAACCGUUCUAAACAACGUCACCGACAAUCCAAUGAAAAUAUGUUCCAAACCAAUGGCUCCUGUGGCAGCAGCGAAAGCGAUCUGGUCAAUGACGAUUCAGAUUUAGACACGCGUGCACCGUCAUCCUCAUCAUCUUCGGAAUAUUCAGAUUGGUCAAACGAAACAGAAGUGAACUUGGAACCACCACGAUUUACUAGAGCAAGCAUAUCUAAACCAAGACUUCGCAGGAACUCAGAUAAGAAGCCCAUUCGAGCGUGUGAUGUAUUGUUUUCUCUCACUCCACGCAGACUGCCUUUUUAUCCUCAAAUAGGCGAUGAAGUCGUGUAUUUUAGACAAGGUCAUGAACUCUAUUUGGACAUCGUCAAACAAAAGAAACUUUACAAAUUCAAUCCUCGCUCUCUUCCUUGGUACAGCGAGACCAUAGGUGAACAAGAAUUCGUUAAAAUUAUUGGUAUUAAGUAUGAGAUCAAACCUCAAAUGACGUAUUUUUUGAAGCUUGGUUGCAUGGAUCCAGCUACAAGAACGUUAACAGGGAAAUCCUUCAUCGUGAAAUAUCACGAUAUUGAAGAAGUGUUGGAUUUUUUUGUACUUCAACAGGAUUAUGAUUUGGCUAUCCAGCGUACUUGGCAACCGGGCGACUGCUUUAGAAGUGUCGUAAGGAAUGUCCAUGGUAUCCAAGUUUGGUGGGAAGGAUUAAUCGAGGAACGCGAACCUCUAAGUAACCAAUAUCCCGAUUCCCCGUUCCUUUGUUACCGCAUCAGGUGGAAAAAUAAUAAACUUGACCGCGCUAGUCCAUGGGACUUGGAAAAACCCUGAUCCAAAUAGAAGACCUACUAACCAUGAGGCAGGUGUUGGAACGCUACCACCAAGAGCAAAGAGAUAUCCAACUUAUUGUACAAACCGUUGGCGGAAGAAUGGUCCCCAAUAGGGGAUAGAGACACAGAGUGUGACCGAAUUUCUGCGGGUUUCAACAAGGUCAUGGAUAUGUACGUGGCGAAACAUUUUUUGGUGCCCGUGAAUCUCGAACUGUACCCUACCUACGCUUCCGUUGUCAAGUAUCCAAUGGAUCUGUCUACAAUCAAAGCAAGACUGGAAAGCCGUUUCUAUCGACGAGUGUCUGCGGUUCAGUAUGAUGUACGCCGUAUAUACAUCAACGCAUUUAAAUUCAAUCUACCAACGUCCGACAUUGUUCGAAAUUCAUCAGUCGUUUCGGAUUUGUGUCUUGAGAUUAUCCGAAACAAGGAUUCUAAUGACGUCAAAGCCCUGUACCAACAGGUUUUGGAAAAAUACAGAAUCCGAGAUGAAAAAGAAGAAAAAGCUGCAGAGCAAAUCAGAAACGCUGAAAAGGAUAAAACGUUGGACGAUCCAAAACCAAAAAAAAGUAAACGUACUACUUUAGCCACGACUUCUGAUCCAUGCUGGAAACAGCAGUGUAAGGGUCUAUUGGAAAUCUUGAAACAGUCCGAAGAUGCAGUUCUGUUCAGCGAGCUAGCCAAAGUUCAAGACGAACCAGAUUAUCUUCAGGUGAUGGACUACCCGAUGGAUUUGGAGACAGUGCACGAAGAACUUAGGCUUAACAGCUACGCAACGCCGAUAGAUUUCGCAAGAGAUAUCCGUGUUAUUUUUGAAAAUUCCAAAAGCUAUUUUACCAAUAAAAAAUCGCGCAACUGGUGCAUGACCGCUCGAUUGUCGGCCGUGUUUGAAGAACACAUUAGCAAAAUUCUUACUUCCUUUAAGCAGCCGGGCGAGUCACCUAACCAAUCCGUGGGCUCGAAAUCAAAAGAAGACAACUCGAAAGAGCAUAAAUCAUUUACACCAAUGGCUUCAACCAAUGAAACUGUUCAAGAAGUUGGAGAUACUAUAGAAAACAACAAUAUUAUAUCUCGUCACACCAAUAAAGAACAGGCUGUCGUCGAGGCGAGCUCUUCUACUCAGCUGGCAGAUGCAGAUGAACAAAUAUCCGUCUGCAUUGCGUCAGUCAUUAACGGCGCAGAUGGCGUCAGCAGCGAACGCAAUACAGAAAUUCCUGACACGAGUUUUGAAAGAGGGUAA